Messenger RNA from Ziziphus jujuba (common jujube), 2208 nucleotides. Its product is annotated as putative clathrin assembly protein At2g01600. Gene Ontology annotation, biological process: clathrin-dependent endocytosis; vesicle budding from membrane; clathrin coat assembly. The coding region runs from base 325 to 2016 and encodes 563 amino acids. Gene Ontology annotation, molecular function: phosphatidylinositol-4,5-bisphosphate binding; SNARE binding; clathrin heavy chain binding. Gene Ontology annotation, cellular component: clathrin-coated pit; clathrin-coated vesicle. NCBI's taxonomy places the organism in Eukaryota, Viridiplantae, Streptophyta, Magnoliopsida, Rosales, Rhamnaceae. The transcript is spliced from 15 exons. The record is from RefSeq and is a predicted model, not a curated record.
AAAACCAAAAAAAUAGAAAAAAAGAAAAAAAAGAAAAAAAGGAAGAAAAAUCGAAUAACAAACGGGCAUCAGAAAUUCACCAUCUCGACCAGACGUCGAGGAGACCCAAAAUCUCUCUCUCACACUCCUUUGCAGGCUGUAAAUCCCCAAUUCUUUUUCCCACCAAUAUUGAAAACCCUUCUCUCUGUGUGUGUAUUUGUGUCUCUGAGCAAGCGAGAGAGAAUCAAGCUUUCAAGCCCACGUAUUAUCUGUUUUAUAUUGGAUUAAUUCGAGAGAGAGAGAGAGAGAGAGCGAUCUAAGCGGUGAAGGAGGAGGUGCUUACAAAUGGGCACGCUUCAGACUUGGAGGAAAGCUUAUGGUGCUCUCAAGGACUCCACCAAAGUCGGUCUCGCACACGUCAACAGCGAUUAUGCGGAUUUAGAUGUUGCCAUAGUCAAAGCUACUAACCACGUCGAGUGCCCCCCCAAAGAAAGACAUCUAAGAAAAAUCCUGAUUGCCACAUCGGCAAUUCGUCCCAGAGCAGAUGUUGCUUAUUGCAUUCAUGCGCUUUCCAGAAGAUUAGCCAAGACUCAUAAUUGGACGGUUGCUUUGAAAACACUAAUAGUUAUCCAUAGGACAUUGAGGGAGGGUGAUCCUACUUUCAGAGAAGAACUCCUAAAUUACUCACAGAGAGCACGCAUUCUUCAACUUUCCAAUUUCAAAGAUGAUUCAAGUCCUAUUGCUUGGGAUUGCUCUGGGUGGGUGCGUACUUAUGCAUUGUUUUUGGAGGAACGACUCGAAUGUUUUAGGGUCCUGAAGUAUGACAUUGAAGCUGAACGUUUACCAAGGCCUGCCCAAGGGCAGGAUAAGGGUUACAGUAGAACCAGGGAAUUGGACAGUGAAGAACUGUUGGAGCAGUUGCCUGCGCUGCAGCAGCUGCUCUAUCGUCUUAUUGGUUGUCGGCCUGAGGGAGCAGCUGUUGGCAAUUAUGUUAUACAGUAUGCCCUGGCUCUGGUACUGAAAGAGAGCUUUAAAAUUUAUUGUGCUAUCAAUGAUGGAAUAAUCAAUCUUGUUGAUAAGUUUUUUGAGAUGCCAAGACAUGAAGCUGUCAAAGCCCUUGAUGUCUACAAACGAGCUGGCCAGCAGGCAGCAAGCCUCUCAGAUUUCUAUGAAAUUUGCAAAGGAUUGGAACUUGCCAGAAACUUCCAGUUUCCUAUUUUAAGAGAGCCCCCACAAUCAUUUCUUAAUACAAUGGAAGAGUAUAUAAGAGAGGCACCACGUGUUGUUUCCGUUCCAAGUGAGCCACUGCUUCAGUUGACAUACAAACCAGAAGAAGAGAUUAGUGAAGAAACAAAGUUACCCAGUGAUGAACCUGAGCAACUACCACCAGAUGUUGUGUCUAAUGUUGAAACUGAAACACCUCCUCCUCCUCCACCUCCCCCUCAAAGCAUCCUGGACACUGGAGAUUUACUGGGAUUAAAUCAUGUUACUGCUGAUGUAUCUGCAAUUGAGGAAAGAAAUGCUUUGGCUUUAGCCAUAGUACCAACUGAACCUGGUGUUGCUCCAACAUUUAAUUCUAGUGCUUUUGAAGCAAAAGAUUUUGAUCCUACUGGAUGGGAGCUAGCUCUAGUCUCCACUCCAAGUACCAAUAUUUCAGCACCAACUGAUAGGCAAUUGGCUGGUGGUUUGGACUCGCUUACUCUAACCAGCCUGUAUGAUGAAGGAGCAUAUAGAGCUUCCCAGCAGCCUGUUUAUGGAGCACCAGCCCCGAAUCCAUUUGAGGUACACGAUCCGUUUGCUUUAUCAAACACCAUUGCUUCUCCACCUGGAGUUCAAAUGGCAGCAAUGGCUCAGCAACAGUCCAAUCCCUUUGGUCCUUACCAACCUACUUACCAGCCAUUGCCUCAGCCGCAGCAGCAUUUGAUAAUGGGGCCAACAAAUCCUUUUGGUGAUGCUGGAUUUGCAGCUUUUCCCGCACCAAAUCAUGUGCCUCAACCACAUCCCAACAACCCGUUUGGAAGCACCGGUAUGCUGUAAUGACAAAAUGUUUGAGAAGUGUAAUGUAGGCGCGGUGAAAUUGGUUUUGGUGUAUUUGGAAGUGCUGAGUAUAGAAGGGUGGGUUUUGGUAUUUUGGUCUACGUGAUCAUGGUUUUUGGGCAAUAACAAUGCUUGGUGUAAAAGUCAGCAAUGAAUAGUUAAUAGUUAAAUACGAUUCAUAAUCCUUGCAUA